This is a messenger RNA of Pomacea canaliculata, 4471 nucleotides long. Its product is annotated as minichromosome maintenance domain-containing protein 2-like. Bases 1871 to 3250 code for a protein of 459 amino acids. The record is from RefSeq and is a predicted model, not a curated record. Lineage: Eukaryota; Metazoa; Mollusca; Gastropoda; Architaenioglossa; Ampullariidae. The transcript is spliced from 19 exons.
CGUCUGCUUCCUCGUUGGUCAGACGACAACUAUCCAGGAAACGCUGAUUAUGACAACAAGCCUUUACUUUCUUAGCUUACUUAGGAUCUAAAAAAUGAAAGCAAGUACUUUGUUCCCACAGUGCAAAAAUUCUUUUGUUGAAAUUUUUUAAAGUGUAUUCCUAAAUUAUACGAUGCUAAAGCAACGCAGACUGCAGUGGGGAUCGGUAGCUUUUGAAGUUUCUUCAUGACUCAAACUUCAUCGAGAAUUUAAAACAAGAAAAGCAACUUUCUGAAAGUUAUAAAGUGGAUACUUUGGUCUCGAUUACAGUUCCCGUGGAUCUCAUUCUACUUGCAGAAACAGAUAGUAUGUAAUGCGUACAUGUCAACGCUCACUUUUCAGAAUAAACAUAUUUAAAGCCUUUUGAAUGGUGACACUGAAAUUAUGUCUCUGCAUCUAGGUGCAGUAGAAGCCCUAAUUUUACAAAGCAAUAAUUAUAGCAAUAAUUGAUACAUUUCUUAUAGGUGCAACAAUCAUAGCUGUGAAUAAAACGCUUUUAAUAAAAUGUAUCAUUUCUUAUUUAAAUAUGAUCUUUAAAAAAAGAGUCAGUAUCAUAAAUAUACUCACAGAAUGGGGGUAGUAUGAACGCCAAAACAGAGAAUUUAAAUAUUUUAAAAUUCAGUUUUCACCUGAAUGAUGAGAGUGUUCGUCGACUGUCGAUUCUGGUAGGAAAGCAUCUUCAGAAUCAGUGGAACUACGUUACAUCUUCGUGGACUUUUAAAACGUUUUUGAUUGAUACGAAGCAUACAAUGUAAAGAUAUCGAAGAGGGUCUCGUCCAAGUCAUCGAAAUCCCGUAUAAGAGCUCAACGAGCGUAGUACUGUAGGAUAACCAAAUGGGAGUUUACUUUCGCACGAUAGUAGGCGUCCGUCAAACAUGUCCUUAUCACCUGUGCUGUUAAACAUUUUUCUGGAGAACAUCAUGCGUGAAAGCCUCCAUGACCACCACUCUUCCAUUUCCAUCGGUGCGAGGCUGAUUUUGCCGCCUGCGCAGGCGCUAUCAGAGAAAUGCAAGACCUUAACAACAUACUUAGAGCAAAUAUGGAAUGGAGACCAGCACUGACAAGAGUAAAGUCAUGGCCAUUGGCGAUGGCAAAACGGAUAGCUACAUGAACGGAGUAUGACUUGAAAAGGUGAACAGUACUUGGGAUCCAACCCUCACCAACGACAGCUGCAUGGCAGCAAGCAAUGACCAUGGCAAAACCGGACAGGGUUUGGCUCGGCUGUAACAUCAGGUUUGCUGAAGUACAAUCAGUACAUACAGAUCCUGUUUUACUCAUGUGAAACGCUGAACUGAUUCCCGAUAAGGAGAGGAGAAUCCAGGUAUUCGAGAACAAGUGCCUUGGGAGGAUGUUCCAGGUCUCGUAUUGUCGUAUAGCGUACAUAAAACCAAUGACAUCGUAUGGUUGCCACACGAAGGGCACCAGGAUUCCCUACUUUCAACAGUCAAGCGGCGUAAGCUGGUCUGAUUUAGCCAUGUGACCCAGCACAACGCUGUGUAAGACUGUCCUUCGAGGUACAUUGGAGGAUGGUCAACGCCGUGGUGACCAGAGGAAAAACUGGCUAUGGCGGGCCUUGUCAGCUGCCGUGUCUGUGCCCCCUUCCCUCACUGAUUUAAGGACGAAUAAAUGAUUGGAAAGAGGGUGUUCUUCUUAACUUAAUUAAAUCCAUUGACAUUGUUCAUUUUCAGGUGAGCUUGGAAAUUAUAUAAUCUUAAAUCCACGUGAAGGUGCUUUGUUGUUCCAAGAGUGUGCAAACUUGCCCUAAAAGCCUUCGUCGUUGCUGAAAUUAAAUAAUCGACUCUGAACUUUUCCUUCAAAGUUGAUUCACCAAAUGCUAAUCAUACAUCGAAUGAUACCAGACACUACCGAAGUCACCCGAAUAGCCAUUGCCUUGAGAAUAACAGCCGCUACACUUCCGGACUUCUGUGCUUUUGGAUUGAAACAGUUGUCGUACAAGGGACUUACCAGACUAUGUGGUGUUGUCUCUGGUGUCACAGCAGCUGUCAAGUACACGAAAAGUACAAGAUAUAUCUGUCCAAACGAAGAGUGUGAAGGUCACUAUGGUAACAAAUACGUUCGAGUUCACAUACCGGGAGCAUCAGAAAAAGAAAUGGUUGGUCAUGGUUUCAACUGCUGCGCCUGUGGAGCCGCUCUCAAAGAGGUUCAGUCUCAGAGGACUUUGUCCGAAAAGCUAAUGGCUGAAAUCGUUCCACUCAAUCUACUGAAGGGAAACACGAAUUAUCUUCAGACAGGCUGCAGGCAACAGGCUAUCAGCAUAAUCAUACGAGAUGACUUGUGCUCAGAGGUAACUUUGGGACAGUAUUGUGAGCUGGUAGGAACACAGAGAGCAGUCCACAAAGACGAAAACAUAACGUAUAUGUUUGAGGUCAACAACUUUAUUCGACAGAAGGAUCCCGCAUGUUUGAUCGGUGCACUCCCAGCCAGCGUACAACGUGUAUUUGCUAAAUGGCAGUCAUCGCCUUGUAUUUUUCCUCAAGCCAUGGCUACAAAACUCGGCGUGCACGUUUGCCCACCGGGACUCUGUUUGAAGCUCAAACUGAUGUUGCUGGUCAGCCUUGUUCUCACACCGGAGCUGCCUCCACUGCACGUGCUGUCCGUGUCCAGAGAGACUGACAUUGUGCAACGUCUCAUGGUAUACUGCUGUCGGCUGGCCGCACGUGCGAUCUGCCACUCCUCCCUCAAUAUUCUUGGUGCCAAAAUUUCCUCUAAUCGUUAUCAGUGGUCGCCGUACUUUGUGCAAGCAGGCAGUCUUGUACUGGCAAGAGAAGGAGUGUGUCGUAUUUGUGGGGAUAUUCGUGCAUUGAAAAGAGCGGAUAAACAAGAACUCCAAACAGCUAUGAGCGAAAACCGUGUACAGGUAGCUCUAGAAUCUCGCCACACUGGAAGCCUUCCGUGCGUGCUGCAGAUUCCGCUGGCGUGUCAAGUGUGGGCUCACACUGCCGGGAGUGACUCAGUGCCGAAUAGUUCAUCAUUUCUUGGUGCAUGCGCCAUUCCUGACAUUCCCACGUCUCUAUCAGAAGCCUUUAGCGUGAUUUCCAUCGGAGAAAGCGUUGGCUGGGACUCAUCAGAUAAAGUGGAUUGCGAACUGGUAGACCAUCUCAUAGCUACGAAUAUGAACAGCGAGGACAGGGGCCAUGGAAGUGUCCGAAGGAGUAGCAUCGAUAGCACCAGGCCUUUGUACAGUUCAUGAAUCAGCGAACAUCUCCACUGAUGAUUUCGCUCAAGGUAAAAACGGUUUCAAGUCCAAGAUGGAGUCUUUAGGGAAGAACAUUCAUCAGUGUUUAGAGCAUCACUUCAUAAUCUUUGAGCAUAAUGGGCUUGUUUCUGUAGCUUCUAUAGCUUGUGUCUACAUGUAUACACACGCACGCACAAAAACACAGAGAAAGGGUCUAUGUAUGUGCGUGUGCUUGCGUAAAUACUAAUAAUAUUAAAUUAUACGUAUGUAUCUUUAAUAUUUGCCAUUUGUCGUGUUUUUCUUAUUCAAAAACGAUCUCUCAGUAUAUACACGUAGCCCGAGGUCAAAAGUCGACGCUGACCGUCGAGGCCGAGCGGUUAUUGAUGGCGUAUCUGAACGCUGUGCGCCGCACUCGUUCUAGUUCUGCACCCAUCACUGGAACACGCGUCCCUGCAAACGCAUGGCAAACACUAAGAGCCAUGUCACACGGGUGGUGCCGUCUGAAUCUCCGUCAGGAGGUGCUGGAGGUUGAUGCACUCAUGUCAGCCAUGCUGUAUGAAGAGAUGCUUGCCUCUAGAAAUGGUAUAUCACCACUGAAUGUCAUCCCCUUUCCUCACUUAUCUGCAAAUUUAGCCAAGGAUUACCUAGCUGAACAGGAGUCCACUUUAAGAAAGUUUCAUGCGCGUCUUCUCAACUUUUCGGCCAACAACACCCGGAUAGUGGUUAGCAACGAAGAAUGAAAUGGCAACUCCUCCUCCCCGUUUCUGCAAUAUUUUUCUUCUGAAAGCAGCUUGUGUAUAAUUCAUUCAUAACACAACUAAAACAAUAACCCCACACAAGUUCAGAAAUGACAAACCCGUAUGCUACUAGUUACUUUAUACUUGAAGUUCGGAUUGUUAAGGCACUGCGUGUAGGUUUAUUUUCAAAAGAAUGUUGAGAUUAUCACUUAUCACUUAUUGAAGUACUUAGUUAUAACACUAUUUUUACAGUUACUGAAUUAUUUUUGUAAUGGAAACUUUUACUUGUUUAAUUGAAGAACAUUAAUAUAUAAGCCAAGAUGAUUACAAGUGGUCAGAAUCAGAGAUAUUGCCUUUCAUGUAUGUGCAUGCAAAGUUUUUGUGCACAGGACAAAUCAGGCUUUACUGGACAGAAUACAAGUCGUCCUGUAACUCUUGUAACAUCAUUGCUCAUGUCCAGCCUACAUGUUGAGAAACCAGACUAUAUAUAUAUAAAAUU